AUGGCCCGCCGCAACACUCACAGCACCGCCUCCCGCACCACCACGGAGCGGGACACCGGCCUCCUGACGCGCUUCGUCCCCGACUCCCUCAAGCACACGGCCCUCUACCGCAUGCUCCUCCGCCUAACCCGCAUCCUCCAGUUCCUCUCCUCCACCAUCUCCCUCGGCAUCUUCUCCAGCCGCGUCUACAAAGUCUACCGCCUCGUCAACAGCAUCAAGACCGCGCGCGGCAUCUCGGGCUCCUAUGGCGCGAUCGAGGGUAUUCUGGCUGCUGCGGUGCUGUACACGCUUAUUGCGAUGCUUAUGAGCCUGCUUAAGAAGGGCGGAGGGAGCAAGACGCUGAGAUGGCUGUUCGUCGCGCUGGAUGUCGCGUUCGUGGGGGCAUUUAUUGCGGUUGCGAUACUUACGAGGCCGGAGGGCGGACCAGCGGGGCCGAGACACUGCUAUGAGGAUCGGAAUGUCAGGGAUGAGAACAUCGUGACGGGCGAGGUAGCGAACACGAGGGACAAGAGCUGUAACCUGCCGUGGGGCACCUUCGUUUUGGCCAUUAUUAGCACAAUCCUCCACGCCAUCACAGCUGCCUUCCACGAAGUCCGCGACCGUCGCCAUGACAGGCUCGACGAGGAGACUAGGCUUAGGCGCAGCCAGGAGGUUGAGGUUAAGCGUUAA
Messenger RNA from Coniosporium apollinis CBS 100218, 669 nucleotides. RefSeq lists its product as uncharacterized. Bases 1 to 669 code for a protein of 222 amino acids. The record is from RefSeq and is a predicted model, not a curated record. The transcript is spliced from 2 exons. Lineage: Eukaryota; Fungi; Ascomycota; Dothideomycetes.